GUCUCUCUCUGUUUUGCUGACGUUGAAUCUUGGACAACCAACCGAAGACCAACAUCAUGACUGACCGUGAGGAUAUCGUCUCGCAGGCCAAGCUUGCCGAGCAGGCCGAGCGCUACGAUGACAUGGCCAAUGCCAUGAAGAAGGUCACCGAGAUGGACAGCGAGCUGUCCAACGAGGAGCGCAACCUUCUCUCCGUCGCCUACAAGAACGUUGUGGGUGCCCGCCGCUCCUCGUGGCGCGUCAUCUCCUCCAUCGAGUCCAAGACCGAGGGCUCGGAACGCAAGCAACAGAUGGCCCGCGAGUACCGCGAGAGCAUUGAGAAGGAGCUCAAGGAGAUCUGCGAGCAGGUCCUCGAGCUGCUCAACUCGCACCUCAUCCCCAAGUCCUCGUCGGCUGAGAGCAGAGUGUUUUACCUCAAGAUGAAGGGUGACUACUAUCGUUACCUCGCCGAGGUUGCCGUCGGCAACGAGCGUGACGAGAUUGUCAACGACUCGCAGGCCGCCUACAAGGAGGCCUUUGACCUGAGCCAAGCUGAGAUGGCUCCCACCCACCCCAUCCGCCUGGGUCUGGCUCUUAACUUCUCCGUCUUCUACUACGAGAUCAAGAACUCCCCCGAUGAGGCUUGCUCUCUGGCCAAGCAGGCUUUCGAUGAGGCCAUUGCCGAGCUCGAUACCCUCAACGAGGAGUCGUAUAAGGACAGCACCCUCAUCAUGCAGCUGCUCCGUGACAACCUGACGCUAUGGACCUCGGACUCGUCGGGUGAUGUUGAUGCCGGUGACGACAACUAAGUUCUGAGCCGCUGCUGCGCUUCUUCCGUCACAUGUUGGCCAUGUGGUGGUUGGCUACCCUUCCCCGUCCGUCUCUUUUGUCUGUUGAUCAUUCUCGCUGAACCAGCAGCAGCCUCCAGGGAGACAUGACCCUCUUCACGCCUUUUGGUGGUGGCUUGACCCGUGCUCGUGUCAGGACGACCUCAUUUGGCGUUGAGCGGGUGUCAUUCUCUUCUGCUUUUAAUUUCCAGGGGCUGCUUGCAGGGAUUGCUGCAAUGUUUUCUGGCGUUGUCUGGUUUGGUGGCUUUCUUGUGGCUGUCUUGCCAUGUCUCGUCGUGUCCUGUCUCGUGUCUCCUUUCACCUGUCCUCUCUUCUUUCCUGGAUCCGUGCUCUCGUGGUGCGUGGUGUGGGUUUGAUGUCUUUGGAGGAUGUGAGUGGUGACGCUGGCGGGGCGGCGGCGCAUGCGUUGUCUCUGGGAGAGGCGGAAUCAGGCGUGCUCUUGUAUCAUGUUGUUUGUGAAUUGUGUGAUGGUGUUGGUGAUUGUUUGCACCUGCUGCUCAUUUUUUGUGAUGCGUUUUUCGCUCCCCGUGCUUUGCUCGGCGAACCCAAAAAGAAACAAAAACACG
This is a messenger RNA of Monosiga brevicollis MX1, 1393 nucleotides long. RefSeq lists its product as uncharacterized. Gene Ontology annotation, biological process: signal transduction. Bases 57 to 788 code for a protein of 243 amino acids. Gene Ontology annotation, cellular component: cytoplasm. The transcript has 5 exons. NCBI's taxonomy places the organism in Eukaryota, Choanoflagellata, Craspedida, Salpingoecidae. The record is from RefSeq and is a predicted model, not a curated record.